CGGGCGGGCGCUGCGGCUGCCGGGGCUGCCGCUUCCUCGGGCCAUUUUGCUGAGGAGCGACCAGGAGGAGGAGCCGCCGAGGGGACCCGGCGAGGAUCCGUGAGGCGGAGAGGGCGGCGGCGGCGCGGGCCCGGGCUUUCCUCGAUCGCGGGGAUCUCGAAGGGCGAAGGGAUCGCCGGGGAGGGGGACCGGAGAGCCGCGCCCGCCGCGCGGCGCGCCCCUUCCCGCCCCCUGCACCAUGAGCUGGGGCACCGAGCUCUGGGAUCAAUUUGACAACUUAGAAAAACACACACAGUGGGGAAUUGAUAUUCUUGAGAAAUACAUCAAAUUUGUAAAGGAAAGAACAGAGAUUGAAGUCAGCUAUGCAAAGCAACUCAGGAACCUCUCGAAGAAAUACCAACCCAAAAAGAACUCGAAGGAGGAAGAAGAAUACAGGUAUACGGCGUGUAAAGCCUUCCUUUCCACCCUGAAUGAAAUGAACGAUUACGCGGGGCAGCAUGAAGUCGUCUCCGAGAACUUGACCUCACAGAUCCUCGCGGGGUUAGCACGCUACGUCCAGGAACUGAAGCAGGAAAGGAAAUCGCACUUUCAUGACGGACGGAAGGCCCAGCAGCACAUAGAGACCUGCUGGAAGCAGCUCGAGUCGAGCAAGCGGCGAUUUGAGCGGGAUUGCAAGGAGGCUGACCGGGCGCAGCAGUACUUUGAGAAAAUGGAUGCUGACAUCAACGUCACAAAAGCGGAUGUUGAAAAGGCACGACAACAAGCUCAAGUCCGUCACCAAAUGGCAGAGGACAGCAAAGCUGAUUACUCAUCGAUUCUUCAGAAAUUCAACCACGAGCAGCGCGAGUAUUACCACACUCACAUUCCCCACAUAUUCCAGAAAAUACAGGAGAUGGAGGAGCGGAGGAUAGUGAGACUCGGAGAAUCCAUGAAGACCUAUGCGGAGGUCGACCGGCAGGUGAUUCCAAUCAUUGGGAAGUGCUUGGAUGGAAUAGUGAAGGCGGCCGAGUGCAUUGAUGAGAAAACUGACUCACAGCUGGUCAUAGAGGCCUACAAGUCGGGGUUUGAGCCUCCCGGAGACAUCGAAUUUGAGGAUUACACACAGCCGAUGAAGCGCACCGUGUCGGAAAACAGCCUUUCCAAUUCCAGAGGAGAAGGCAAAGCAGAGCCCAAAUUCGGGGGCAAACCCAAAGGAAAGUUGUGGCCGUUCAUCAAGAAAAACAAGCUUAUGUCCCUUUUAACAUCCCCCCAUCAGCCUCCCCCUCCUCCCCCUGCCUCUGCCUCACCCUCUGCUGUUCCCAACGGCCCCCAGUCUCCCAAGCAGCAAAAGGAACCCCUCUCCCAUCGCUUCAACGAGUUCAUGACCUCCAAACCCAAAAUCCACUGCUUCAGGAGCCUAAAGCGAGGGCUUUCUCUCAAGCUGGGUGCAGCGCCGGAGGACUUCAGCAACCUCCCGCCCGAACAGAGAAGGAAGAAGCUCCAACAGAAGGUUGACGAAUUAAAUAAAGAAAUUCAGAAGGAGAUGGAUCAAAGAGAGGCCAUCACCAAGAUGAAGGACGUGUACCUGAAGAACCCUCAGAUGGGAGACCCAGCCAGUUUGGACCACAAAUUAACAGAAGUCAUCCAAAAUAUAGACAAGCUGCGGCUCGAGGCCCAGAAGUUUGAGGCCUGGCUGGCGGAGGUGGAAGGCAGGCUCCCGGCCCGCGGCGAGCAGCGCAGGCAGAGCGGACUGUACGACGCCCAGCCGGCCCCGACCGUCAACAACUGCGCGCAGGCCCGGGAGAGCAGCCCGGAUGGCAGUUACACGGAGGAGCAGAGCCAGGAGAGCGAGGUGAAGGUGCUGGCCACGGACUUCGACGACGAGUUUGACGACGAGGAGCCGCUGCCCGCCAUCGGGACGUGUAAAGCGCUCUACACCUUCGACGGUCAGAAUGAAGGAACCAUUUCAGUAGUUGAAGGAGAAACGCUGUACGUCAUAGAGGAAGACAAAGGUGACGGGUGGACGCGCAUUCGGAGAAAUGAAGACGAAGAGGGCUAUGUCCCCACUUCAUACGUCGAAGUGUAUUUGGACAAAAAUGCCAAAGAUUCCUAAGGUGGCCAAGGAGCCAGAGCCGGAGCCUUCCCAGGAGAAACCCUCCGGUCUGCUUGUCUCCACAGGCCUGGCUGUGAACCGUGCACUCGGGCUGGGCUGCGGAGUGGCCGCGUCUUCGGGCCGAAGGGACCCCACGCCGUGCAGCUGCCUGCCUCUGCUUUCUUUUCUUUCCACAGCAUGCUCCUGUAGCCGCUCCGCCCAGGCCCCUCUGGCCACCUCUUGGGUCAGAGCUGUCCCCAUCCCAGUCCCACCCCGAGCAGGACACGACAGCAGCUGGACACGGCUCCCUCCUCCCCCCACUCCGGCCCUGGCCUCAGUCCUCCUGGCUGCUCCGGCCCGUCCACGGUUCACACUGUGCCUUUUGUGAAAACCUUGCCACUGGUCUCCCAGGGAGACCAACAGAACCUGGACAAGAGGGUCGGACCCACCAGGCGGACUGCGCGCCCGUGUCCGUGAUGUGGUCCUGCGUUUACAUUAGAAAAGACUCACCUUUGCCCAAGUCCAUUGAGCCUUCGGUGGGCCCUUUCUGGUGACGGCUCCUCACCUCAUGCCGAGUGUCGGCCCUUGCAACACUUCACAGCCUGAGAGUGACAGUGGCGGGCACUGGGGCGGACGCACACAAUGCACACACACGCGCGCAUACAUGUACAUGCAUGUGUGUACACAUGUAUGCACAUUUUUGUUUGGGGCCCUGCCUUCAGUGGGUCCACACUGGAAGUCGAAUUCCAGCCCUCAGCCCCACCCUGCUGUCCUGCCUGUUUCACCCUUAGGGGCGGGGGCCGAGGGCCGUGUCCCCGAGAACUGUGGCUGUGGCACUUGGUGACUGAGGAGCACCCCGCCACACCUCUGCAUUAGCUCGUCGCUAAGUGAAAGUUCCCCUUUUCUUGGAUUCCAAGAUCUUCGUCUCUAGGAUUUAGCGCUUCCGUCACCAAAGGCCUGUGCUCUGUCCUUCGAGUGACCCUGCGGCUCCAGCUUCCGUGUCCGCCAUGUGCUCUGGGCCACACGGACGCGGAACUCCCUGCGUUUGCUUCCUGGGCUGCCUCUCCUUCCUCUGCUCUCGGGGAAACCGUGAGGCCGCGCCGCCACUCACGCCUAGGGCGGCGGGCUUCUCUCUAGUGCAGAGCAGCCGAGAGGUCACCGGCCGGGAGUUUCAGGGACGGCAUCGGGCCUCUUCCUUCUGUUUGGCGUUGGGUUGCGAGGUGUCACCUCGAGCAUCCUCAGUUCUGGACGUUGAUGAAUCCAACACAAGGAAGUCUCCUAGGAGCCGGAGGGCGGGGGCGGGGGGCAGGUCCUGAGGGGUGGGCCCGUGGGCCUGUGGCCAGUAGGAAGAUGGCUCCUCUCGGCAAACUAGGGGUGGCCACACACCAGCCUCUGGUGACUGGGACCCUGAGCGAGCGAGUGCCUGGGGGAGCAGGGCAAGAGGAAGUGGCUUCAGGUUUCGGGUGAGCGAGUGGCCAGCCUGGGCCCUCUCGCUCUUUCUUCCCAGAAGUGGGGCUAGACCCAGGCUCACACCACCUGCCCGGACCCUGCAGAGCAGGCAGCCCAGUGCAGCAAAGGCCAGGAUGCCAAAGGCGAGAGGAGUCAGAACCCCCCGCAUCCCUGCAAACCAACAGGUGCCUGGUUAACGGGGGCAGGCGGUCCAGCUCUGCCCAAGGCUCCAGGGCGGGUGACCUGGUCUCCGGGGUCCGCGAGUGUCACCUGUCUGCGGGCCACUCCAGGGCACACGGAUGUGACGGCUCAUAAAGCCGAUCCCAGAGCCUCCAGUGCAUGUGCAGCGCAUCUAAUGGGUCAGGACAGUCAUUUCGUGCAGCCCAGGGGGAGGGAGACGCUGCAGCAACCUGUCCUUUCCACGUCUGUUACGCUCGGUGUAGAAUAUGCUGUGUCCUGUGUCCCCUGCCCCUAUCUUUUCCGUCCGCACCGCCUGCGCCCGACAGUGGACGAGCGCUUCUCAGCAGUGACCUGGGUGCCUGCCCCUCCGCACUCCGCUCAGGAAGGAGGUGACUGUCCGCCAGCCCAGGGGUCACUGACUGGGCCUCCCCCGUGGAAUCGUCUGUUACGAAGGAGCGUCCACCUCGCCUCGCGUAGGAGCUGGACCUCCCCACGUGCUGCCCGCCUCCCUCGGACCCGCUGCUGUCACCCCACCACCGUUAGAUAUCCUGCAAGGACGCAUCUUUAGAGAGCCUGUCCCGAGAAGGACUUGAAACAGAGGGACAUGUCCUUGCCCCGCUUGUCCCUCUCGGACGGAAACCACGGGGAGGCCGGCCCACGUGAGGGUUUCGUCUGGGCCUGGGAGCUCUUAGGUGGCCAGCGGCACGGAGGCCUCCCCUGCCUUUGGCAGCAGCUGGCAUCACAGGAAGCUUACCGAACAGAAAACGUGAUGUUACGCGGUCACGGCUCCGCCUCCUGUGCUCCUGUCACCCAAACCGUGACCCGAAGCUGUUUUACCCGACGGGGCGCACCUGGCCACGGCUGGUUUGUGCUGCACUAACCCUUACUGGAGGCACCGCGGCCUGGGCACGGCCAUUGCCAAGGUUCUGGAGAUGGGAUUAAACCAAAUAAAGUUCCGCUGGAAGGCUUCUCUGGACCCUGUA
This is a messenger RNA of Myotis myotis, 4683 nucleotides long. RefSeq names its product formin binding protein 1 (gene FNBP1). The transcript is spliced from 17 exons. Bases 239 to 2092 code for a protein of 617 amino acids. Gene Ontology annotation, molecular function: protein binding. NCBI's taxonomy places the organism in Eukaryota, Metazoa, Chordata, Mammalia, Chiroptera, Vespertilionidae. Gene Ontology annotation, biological process: signal transduction; endocytosis. The record is from RefSeq and is a predicted model, not a curated record.